Messenger RNA from Camellia sinensis, 822 nucleotides. Lineage: Eukaryota; Viridiplantae; Streptophyta; Magnoliopsida; Ericales; Theaceae. The record is from RefSeq and is a predicted model, not a curated record.
AUGUUGAACAAUAACAACCUAGAGGGUGAAAUUCCUUCUUUUUUGCAGAAUUGUUCACUUUUGAGUAUUGAUCUUGGAGGAAAUAGACUAUUUGGAAAGUUACCCUCAUGGAUAGGGGAGACUAUAACUGAAGUUUUGAUGCUACGGUUGCAAUCAAACUCUUUUAGCGAAAUCAUCCCACAACAAUGGUGCAAUCUUCCAUAUCUUCACAUCUUAGAUCUUGUAAACAACAACAUUUCAGGGGUUAUUCCCAACUGUUUACACAAUUUAACUGCAAUGGUUUAUGAUAAUGACAGUAUUUCAUACUCAAACUUUCGCCGCAAUCAUCGAUACAUUUACGUGGAGCGAACAACUUUGGUGGCAAAAGCUAACAGGAAGCAUCCUAAGAAGAUUGGAAACAUUAGAUCGUUAGAAACACUUGAUAUUUCGAACAACAAUCUUUCGGGACCCAUUCCACAAAGCAUCUCAUCUUUAACCUUUUUGAGUCACUUGAAUCUAUCUCACAAUAACUUCUCAGGAAGAAUCUCAUCAGGAAACCAACUCCAAACACUCAAUGAUUCGUCUAUUUAUGCAGAUAAUCCUUUAUUAUGUGGGUUUCUUCUUCCCACUAGGUGCCCGGGCGAUGAAGAUCAUACAUCUAAUUCAUUUUCUUCUAGUAGAGGAGGCUCAAAAGACAAUGUUGCUAAGAAUGAUAAUGAAAUGUUGUGGUUCUAUGUUAGCAUGGGAUCUGGAUUCCUUGUGGGACUUUGUGGUGUUUGCUUCACUUUAUGGAUCAAAGUGUCAUGGAGAAAAGUUUAUUUUCGGUUUGUAGAGAUAGCAUAG